This is a messenger RNA of Lycium ferocissimum, 3635 nucleotides long. RefSeq names its product disease resistance protein RPM1-like. The transcript has a single exon. The record is from RefSeq and is a predicted model, not a curated record. Gene Ontology annotation, biological process: defense response to other organism. The coding region runs from base 449 to 3298 and encodes 949 amino acids. NCBI's taxonomy places the organism in Eukaryota, Viridiplantae, Streptophyta, Magnoliopsida, Solanales, Solanaceae. Gene Ontology annotation, molecular function: ADP binding.
ACUAUACCCUGACUUGGGACUUUAUCCUUUUGUUUCACCAAGUCAAACCUUGAUCAUUCUCAGUCCUUUUGGAUAGAUCAAGCAGAAUAAAGCCUGAGUAAGUUUAGAAAUUAACAACUUCGAAAGUUUCUAGCAAGUUCCUUUUAAUUUAACUUUUCUGUAUUUGGUAGAACUUUCGGGGUAAUUGUUCUGAAAUUUCUAGUCUGGUAUGGUCAAGGUCCUCUUAAUUUCCAUGGAGAAGCGUGUGUGCCUUACCUAAUGCAUAAAGAAGUCCAGCUUCAGUGACUAACAAAGUGCCUAAUCAGGGGACCACAAUAUAAAAUAUUCCCAGCUUGACUUGGUUGGUUUAGAUUCUUGCCUCUUCAAAAGAAUUACCAGGAAGAUGGGGCUGUUCUUAUUUUGAUUACAAAAACAAAUGAGCAUAGACACUUGAGAAGAUCAGGUGGAGAUGGCAGACUCUGUUGUCCUUUUCGUACUUGACAAAAUCACAAAUUUAUUAGCAGAAGAAGCACUACAGCUUCAGGGAGUCAAGCACGAUAUCCAGUAUAUCAAAGAUGAAUUGGAGAGAAUGAUAGCCUUUCUUGGUGUGGCUGAUGCUUUAGAGGACGGAGAUGCAGAAGUCAAAGUCUGGGUUAGGCAAGUGAGAGAUGUCGCCCAUGACAUUGAGGAUGUUCUUGACGAGUCCAUUGUCUUGUCAUAUGAUCAUCACUUCCAUGGAUCUUGUUGUUUCAUUGCUAAAUUGGUUUUCUCAAUCAGAAACAUCAAAUCCCGCCAUAAACUUGUCUUUGAAAUCCAAGCCAACAGAUCAAGAGUCUGCAAUAUUGCAGAGGGCCAUCAGAGGUACCGUUACAAAUUUUAUGUCCCGGAGCAAGGUUCAAGUUAUAACCAUGCGUACGAUACUGCAAAUGAUCGCAGAGGUGAUGCGCUGUUGCUAGAAGAAGCUGAGCUCGUGGGCAUUGAAAAUCCCAGACAGCAGCUAAUUGGUUGGCUCGUGGAGGAUGAUCCUAGACUUAAAGUGGUUUCGGUGGUAGGAAUGGGAGGUUCAGGAAAGACCACCCUGGUUAAGAAAGUGUAUGAGGAUGCAGCAGUCAAGAAAAACUUCAAUAGCCGUGCUUGGAUAACAGUUUCCCAGUCCUUCAAGGUUGAGGAAGUUUUGAAAGACAUGAUUCAACAGCUCUACGAUGAUGUGAAGCAGCCUGCACCUGAAGGUCUUAGCAACAUGAGCAGUAAUAGGCUAAAAGCAAUAGCAAAAGUAUUCCUGCAAUCAAGAACGUAUUUGCUAGUUUUUGAUGAUGUCUGGUCCAUUCAAGCUUGGGAAGCUAUCAGAUAUGCUUUGCCUGAUGUAAAUAAUGGAAGUCGUGUUAUCCUCACAACACGUCUUUUCAAUGUAGCUUCCUUUUCUAGCAUAGAGACCAAUGGCUAUGUUUAUGAGUUGGAGCCAUUGUCUGCAGAAGAGUCAUGGGUUCUUUUCUGUCAAAAGUCAUUUCAUGAUAAUUCAUGCCCUUUAAACUUGGAGAAAAUUUCUAGGAACAUCUUAAAGAAAUGUGGUGGAUUGCCGCUGGCUAUUGUGGCUGUUGGUGGGGUUUUGGCUACAAAAAACAGGAGUAACAUUAAGGAAUGGGGAAUGCUUAAUCACAGCCUUGGCCCUGAACUGGAUAGCAGUGACAAACUUGAUAGCAUGAAAACUGUUUUAUUACUCAGUUUCAAUGAUCUCCCCUACUAUCUUAAAUCAUGUUUCUUGUAUUUGAGCAUUUAUCCUGAGGAUUAUCUAAUUGAGCGCAAUACACUAAUCUACCGGUGGAUAACAGAAGGGUUUGUGAAACGAAAAGAGGGGAGGACAGUUGAAGACGUUGCAGAAGGCUAUCUCAAUGAGCUCAUCAACAGAAGCUUGAUCCAUCCAGUUCAGUACAAUGAUGAGGGUAGCAUGAAAUUGGGCCGGAUUCAUGACCUAUAUCGUGAGCUUAUUCUUUCAAAAUCAAGAGAUGACAACUUUACUACAACAACUGAUGAGCAGAAUAUAUUGUGGCCUGAAAAAACUAGGCGCCUGUCAAUCCAUGGCACAUUGGGGAACCUGCAAGUGAAAAGGUCAGCCACUAAACUCCGCUCUUUGCUUACAUUUGGUAUAGCAGAUGCACAGUCCUUGUCUUGCAUAAUUCAAGUGCUUGGUAGCUCCAAGAUGCUCAGAGUUUUAGAUUUGAGAGGAGCUCCUCUAGAUAUGAUUCCAGAGACGGUUUUCCAAUUGUUUCACUUAAGGUAUCUAAGCUUGAGGAGUACCAGUGUGAAAAUACUUCCAAGAUCCAUUGAAAGGCUCAAACAGCUAGAAAUAUUAGAUCUGAAGCAGACAUAUAUCACUAAGUUGCCUGUGGAGAUUUUAAAACUUGAAAAUCUCCACAACCUUUUAGUCUAUAGGACUGUAUCCUAUUCAUAUCUUCCUUACAAUUGUUCACUAGGUUUUAAGGCUUUCAGAGGAAUUGGAACUUUGAGAGCCUUGCAGAAACUUGUGUAUAUUGAGGCAACCCCUGGAAGUGGCAUACUUAGAGAAGUAGGGAUGUUGAGUGAACUGAGACGACUUUGCAUUCUGAAGUUGAGAGAAGAAGAUGGGAGGAUUGUGUGCUCAUCAAUUGAAAGGCUCUACAAGCUUCAGUCUUUAAAUCUUAAAUCGACGGAAGAGCAUGAGAUUCUUGAUCUUUCUUACAUGUCUUCUCCUCCACCUCUUCUUCAGCGCCUGUAUUUGACAGGACGCAUUGUUAAGUUGCCCGAGUGGAUUCUAGAUCUUAAUUCCUUGGUCAAAAUUUACUUCAGGUGGACUCGUUUAACAGAAGACCCACUCAAAUAUCUCCAAGAUUUGCCCAAUCUUGUCCAUCUUGAAUUUCUUGUGGGAUACACUGGAGAGGAGCUAUACUUUGAGCAAGGGAAAUUUCAAAGGCUUAAGCUGUUAAAUUUGGACAAGUUGGAAGGACUAAGACGGGUGACAAUUGGGGAGGGUGCAAUACCAAAUCUUGAGAAGCUGGUUAUCCAGAGAUGUGCUUUGCUGGAAAGCGUGCCAACGGGAAUCGAGUGCCUCCUUAAUCUGAAGGUUCUUGAAUUCUUUGACAUGCCUGAUGAAUUUAUCAUGACAUUGCGUCCAGAAAAACUAGGUGCUGAUUCUUGGAAAGUUUCACAUAUCCCUGAAGUAUAUUGUACGUAUUGGAGGGACGGUUGUUGGAUGGUACACUCACUAAAGGCGAAGUGCAACAAUCAGAUUUCUGGUCAUUCUGGAGCUGUCACUAGGAUCCAUGGAAGGCGAAAUUCUCUCUAGAUUUAUUUGUUCGCUUGAAGGACGUGAAAUUCCUGCUGCUCAGUCUCCUUCCAGUUUCUGUGCACAUAAGCUUUCUCUGAUUCUUCAUCAGAGUUGAUAAUUAAAAGCACUUUAAUACGUUGUGUAUAUUAAUUUGUUAUGUUGUCUUUACAUAGAAAAAGUGAACAUACUGUACUCUAGUGCAACUUUCAGUUAUUUGUUUCGAGGAGUUUGUGGGUUCUCAGAGUUGCAUUAUGCUGCUAUACUAAUCUGGUGCAGUUUUGCUACCUCUGUCUGUAUGAGUUCUGGUUUUGCAGUUUUUCAUCUAUGCAUAGUUAAAUCAAACGAAAAACAGUCC